Messenger RNA from Seriola aureovittata, 5092 nucleotides. Its product is annotated as trichohyalin-like. NCBI's taxonomy places the organism in Eukaryota, Metazoa, Chordata, Actinopteri, Carangiformes, Carangidae. The record is from RefSeq and is a predicted model, not a curated record. The coding region runs from base 86 to 4120 and encodes 1344 amino acids. The transcript has 10 exons.
UGUUAGUUUGAAUGACUCGGAAAAAAAACAAAACCACUCUGACAAUAGUCCGGCAGGCGAGACAGUCGCAGAUAACGACUCAGUUAUGGAGAGCUCCAUUGAGACUUCCCAGACUGAAGGCGCCUCAAAACCAAAGCCGGCUCUGGCUCCCAAACCUCGGCUCACUCCCAAGCCCUUCUCCCUGCAGAAGAACACCACUAUUCGCUCCAUCCAUGCUCCAAAGACGGUCACCACAACAGUUAAGUCAGCAACAAACCAGACUGGAAAAUCUGAAGCCACAGGUGUCCCAAAACCAACUUUGACCGCCCAUACACAGAAACCUCCUCAACAAACCACCACCUCUGAUUCCAAACCCAGCGCUGUAAGUGUGCACACCAAAGAUAAACCAGAAACUACCAAAGAAAGUAAAGCAAGUCCGCAUGAAGAAGAGACCCUUGAUUCAAGUGUAGCUCCAGGAAAAUCUGAUCCUGCCUCACAAACUGCUCCGCCCAAAUCCGAGCCAGUCCAGAAAGACGAUGUCAUCCAAACAAACCACAAAGCGUCCACAGAUUUUGUAACUAAGUCAAAACAGAAAGACGGAAAAAAGAAAGAAGAUGAAACCCAGACUUCAAUCAUACAAAAGCUUGAAGAAUCAGGGAGUGACAGUUCUUCUACAGCCAAUCCACCAUAUCGACGGGCCGGCAUCAGGAGGGGUCUGCCCACCGAGCUCACCUCAAAGUUUGAGUCGGGUGGUCUAUCCCUGCCUCCCCAGCCCACCAUAACAGCAUCUACAAGCAAAACCAAAGAUGAUUCAAACAAACCAGUGUCCUCCGAUCCAGAGCAGAGCCAGACAACAACACAGCCAUCCAACAGAGAGAAUGAUGAAGGACAACUGAAGGAGGAUUAUAGCGGAGGGGGAAGCAUAAAACGCAGAAUCAGUCUUCUGUUCGACUCCUCGUUGAGGCCAGAGGUCAUGACGAAGAAAGAGGAACCAGAGAUUAUAAAUAAUACAGGAGGUGUAAAGGAGCGAAUUAAACACUGGGCGACGGAAACAAGUUCUGAGGGUCCAAAGACUGAGAAGAAGCCUCAGGUUGUACCCCGACCUCGCACUAGGAGCUUUGAGCCUGCGACUGCUCCAGCAGCAGAGAAAAUACCCAAAACGCCACAUGUGGAACCUCCUGCGACCGGGACGUCGUCUACACAGGCUGUGGAUCCACGUUCAAAGGUCUCCCCAGCUGAAGUGCCCUCAGAGUCCCCAGUGGAAACAUCCAGAGAUAUUCCCACAGAAAAGGAGUCUUUGAAUAGCUCAACAGAGGGAGAGGACAAGCAAAACAAAUCAACAGAGGUUGAGGUCCCACCACGCAGUCGCAGCCCAUCUACAACCCAAACUGCCAGCGAUGAGGGAGACUCAGCUUCAAGUGAAAGAGCUCUAAAGAGAGACAAUGUGAAACGUCGCUCUGUUCGCUUUGGUAUCGUGGAGAGAGAUGAUGGUGGGCCUCCAGUGAUCCUGGGCUCAGCAUCCGAAUCCAGCUCAGAGGAAGAAGAAGAGGAAGAAGAGACACUUGAGGAUAAAGCUGAGAAGGACACCUCUGUUUCUUUGCCCGUCUACCAGCGAAUAGGAAUUCUUAAGCAGAAGGACAAUGAGAUCCAAAAGCAAGAAGAGGAACGGCUGAAACAUUUAGAAUUUGAACAAGUACGGAGAGCAGAGGAGAGCAAACAGGCAAGACUUAAGUUAGAAGAGGAGCAUAAGCGAGAAGAGGAAGAAAGGGAGAAAGAAAAGGCCAGGCAGAGGGAAGAGCUUAGGAUCAGGGAAGAGGAGAAACGGAGAGAGGAGGAAAGGGAAAGAGAGAGGUUGGAGGAGGAGGAAAUGGAGAGACAUCGGAAGGAAGAAUGGGAGAGAGAACGGUUAAAAGAAGAGGAAAGGGAAAGGGAAAGGCUCAGAGAAGAAGAAAUGGAAAGAGAAAGACAGAUGGAGGUGAUGUGGCAGAGACAGAGAGAGGAGGAAAGAGAGAGAGCGAAGCAGAAAGAGGAGAGACUAAAGCAAGAUCUGAAGGAGAGAGAAGAAAAGGAGAUAAAAGAGGAGAGACUGAGAGAGGAAAGAGAAAGACAGAGGCUGAGAGAGGAGGAGAGUUUGAUUAAUGAACAUGAGGAACACAGAUUUGAAGGGAAACUGAGAGAGGAGGAAAUGACUAAAGAGAAACAAAGAGAGGAGGAGUGGGAAAGAGAGUGGGUGAAACAGACAGACAGUUUGAGAGCAGAGGAAGAAAACGGGGAGAGAGAAAAGGAGUUGGAGUUGAUGUGGCAGAGACAGAAAGAGGAGGACGAAGAGAGGACAAGGCAGAAAGAGGAAAGACUCAAACAAGAGGAGAGGGAGAAAGAAAGAUUAAGAGAUGAGGCUGAGGAAAGAGAGAGGGAAAAGCAAAGGAGGCUGGAAGAGGAAGAGAAGAUGAGGGAAAGGCAGAGACAGGAGGAGAGGAUAAGAAGGGAGCUUGAAAUGCAAGAAAAAGAGGAAGAGAUGGAAAGACUAAGGCAAAUAGAAAAACAGAGAGAGGAGGAGAGGGAGAGGGCGAAGCAGAAGGAGGAGAGAAUAAAGCAAGAUCAGAAGGAGAGAGAAGAAGAGAGACUGAAGGAGGAGGAGAUGAAAGAGGAGAGACUGAGAGAGGAAAGAGAGAGACAGAGGCUGAGGGAGGAGGAGGAGAGAUUGAUUAGUGAACAUGAGGAAAGGAAGAGACAGAUAGAAAAAGAGAGAGUGGAGGAGCUGGAAAGAAAAAUGCAAGAAGAAUUGGAAAGAAAGCAAGCAAAAGAAAUGGAAGAUAAGCUAAGAAUGGAUGAAGAGAGAGAAAGGAAAGAACUUGAGUUGGCCAACAGGGAACGAGAGAGCACAGGGGACAAGGUUGAGUCAAAUUUGAUCAGCUUUGACUCUGAAGAUGCGCCACAGACACCACAUUCCCUCUCAGCAAAAACGUAUGAGCCCUCAGAGAGUCCAAUAGAAGUUGCUUACGAUGACUUCUCCGUCGGCAGAAAGUCUCUGAUCGACAUGGAUUUUGAUGAUUUUUCAGUCAAACCAAAGAGAUGGGGCUCAAAGGCUAAAGCAGAAACCAGUCCGCUCAUGCAGAGCUGGGCAACCAGUCCUGUGGAUAAAGAGGAGGCGGAGUUGCUGGUGCCCCUGAAUGUAUGGUCUCAGGAAAACAAAGUACCAGACCGCCCAGAGCCUACACCAGCCGCGGAGAGUCCAGAGGAGGAGGAGGAGGAGGAGGAGGAGGAGGAGAGGCCAGAGGAGGGACAGCUGAUCUCCACAGAGGUAGGGGAAGAGGAAGAGGAGAUGGAGAGGGAGGAAGAGGUGGACGAAGCAGAAUACGAGGACAAAGAGGAGACACAGGUUAAAAGUUACUUUUUAAACGGAGAAGACAAAGACACUGAUGCUUUGACAGACAGUGAGCCAGGCCAGCAGAAUGGGGGCCGUGAACAGACAUCUGACAGUGACAGCCCAAAGCACAUCCCUGACCAAGUUCCUGAAGUCUCGUCUCAAGAUGUUGAUAGCACUGAUUUUCAGAGUGAGCCAGUGUUGGCUUCUUUCCCUGAGAGCUCCACUCCUCUGCUUGACACCAGUGCACAGAGAUCCAAGGCAGAUGUUGGUAAGAGGCGAAUCCGAACUCGUCCGUCACGCUCGCUCCGUGCAGGGUCGACUCAGAGGGAAAGCCCGGACUGGAGGGCUUGUGACUCAGCAGAUGGAAAGAAAGCAUCUUCCACGCAAAGGGAGUCAGAUUCUGAUGAGGAACAGCCAAAAACAAAGAUAGUCUGCUCUCCUCCUCCCGCCUCACAAAGAGUCCCCUUGUUCCCUGGUCUGAACCCUGCAGCCUUGAUUGCUCAACUAAAACGGAGAACAGGUGGAGGAGGAGCUGAUGGAGGAGAGGAAACAGGAGAGGACAAGGGAAGGGAAGAGAAGGCAAGUCAACGUGAGGAAAAGGCACCGUCACCCUCACAACUUUCCCACUCUCCUCGCUCUGCCGCUCAUCUCGCGGGGGCUGCACGGGUGCUGCCACCCUUAGGCAGCACAGACAAAGGUGCCAACUCUUCUCCUGCUUGGCUGAAAGAACUGAAGUCUAAGAAGCGUCUGAGUCAGCAUGGCAGCGAGGCUUAACCAGACACAGGAGACACUGUGUCGUUGUUGUUGAACAACAAUCAAUCCAUCUCAGUUGCUGCUGCUGCUGACAGACACCUUGCCAUGAUUGAACCAUUUUGCACUUUGAGUGCCUUAUUUUGGACCUUUGCUGGUAUAUGCAGAAGUGGAACUCGCUGAGGCCAUCACGAACUUUUCAUCUUGUAAAUGAAAUAGUGCCAAGGCUAUGUGCCAAGACUGAUGUGUUAAUAAUGCCAAGUGCAUGUUUUAUCGACUGUUGUACAGAGGCUCAAUGGAGGGUGAAUACCCCAAUAUGAUUUAGAGCAAAGCCAUACACUGUGUUGUUGUUUCAGUGUAUAAGUCCAUCAUGUACUCAGAGGGAAUGAUGACACUAGGUCUUUAACAGGGUAUAUACCAUCACACACACACCUACACUGUAUAUACAGGAAAUACUGAAUAUAAAUAAUGGAUCGCACCUUGUGUGUAUUUAGUUGAAAUUUUAUAAAAUGUCUUUUACAUUAUUUUACCAAUCACAGAUCUCAAGUAAACCUACCUAGCACUUUAAAAAAAUAUAUAUAUAAAGAAUUACCUUCUAUACAGUGCAUCCAAGCAAUAGAAUAAUCACGUACAUAACUGUAGUAACGGGGUCAGGGGAAUUUGUUCAGUCAACAACAUGAAUGCCUCUCUUCUCUUUAAAAUAAGGUUCCACAAAAUGUAAAGAUGCAGUCCCUGGUUUUAUUAAAACACCCAGAAGCUGGUCAGACCGUCAACAGUCAGAUGGGAGGAACUCUUUGGCAUGCUAUAACAGAAUCAGGAAAGAAUGUUUUGUAAAAUCUUUAAUCCAGAAAAAAUGCAUUUGUCUGCUUGAGAUUCUUUUUCAGUGCCUUUUUAAUGUUUUUGAUUGACUGUCAUCAAUGCUGUAAUCAUUUAUGGUCAACAUACUGUAUGAUAAGAGGAAAUUGAGGGAAAUUUAUUAAAAAGUUUUCUAUGAAA